This is a messenger RNA of Suillus subalutaceus, 744 nucleotides long. RefSeq lists its product as uncharacterized. The annotation marks the transcript as partial. NCBI's taxonomy places the organism in Eukaryota, Fungi, Basidiomycota, Agaricomycetes, Boletales, Suillaceae. The record is from RefSeq and is a predicted model, not a curated record. The transcript is spliced from 2 exons.
AAGGAUGACCGCUCUCGUUUCUGGGCGGCAUACAAAAGAGUCGGCGAGGAACACGACGACGAGUUCCUUGAGCGAUACAACGGCGACAUGGACAUCGUGUUAAUUUUUUCUGGUCUGUUCUCCGCCGUCAGCACGGCUUUUAUUGUGGCCAUGGAGUCGAAUCUCAGUCCAGACCCCAACGAUACCACGCAUGCCCUUCUCACCCAGCUCGUCCAAAUCGGACUCGGCAAUUUCACUGCAGCGGGGUCUACGCCGGCAGCGCCAGCGCCAACCUGGUCACCGCCUACAGCCAUUAUAAGGAUCCAAUGCAUCGCGUAUGCAAGCUUGUCCUUCAGCUUACUCGCUGCUUUCGGGGCCGUGCUAGGCAAGCAGUGGCUCGGGUACUACAAGUCCCAGCGAUAUGGCCGCGGAUCAGAGGAUGGACGAGCGAAGCGCAGACAAGAGAAGCUCGACGGCAUUGUCACGUGGUAUUUUGAUGCUGUCGUGCAAUCAUUCCCGAUCCUACUGCAGUUCUCUCUUCUUCUCUUUGGAAUUGCCCUCAGCGCCAAUAUGUGGUCCCAGCAAUACACGAUUGCCUGGGUCAUCAUUGCAACGACAGUCUUCGGUUUUUUGUUUUAUUCGCUGACGGUGAUAGCAGCUUUGGUAUCUCCCGCGUGUCCAUUUCAGACCCCGAUAUCGACGAUAUUGCGCAUGUUACGCGUUGACAGUAAGAUCAUUUUCAAGUUCUACCCAUUUCCAGCCUGA